ACCAUAGUGGCACUGAUACCCUUGUGGCACUGACAGCAUCGUGUCACCUACACCCUCUUGGCCUGUAGCAGCCACAAAUACCAGCAGGGUGAGAAAACAGUGCCAGGUAACUGAGUAGCCUCCCCUCACAGGAAAGGAUGAGCCCUCCUGCCCCCCCUGCUGCUGGCAGCACCCCCGCGGGCGGUGCAGGGCCUUGCUUUGACUGGCACGUCUCCCUGUCUAUCACACCAAGAGCCCUCCUCUUUAGGAGGGAUUUAAGGGGCUUUCUAUGGCUAUAGACCACAAGGACAAACAGCCCCCCCAAAGCCCAGAGCUCUGCUAUGAAGCCUCUCCUGGGGAGAAGAUGGAAGGAGAAAUGUUGGUCUCAAGCAGAUGAGCUGAGCUGAAGGCAUCGCUCCAGCCUUUCCACCCAGACAGGCACAGCAACCUGGAGCUGCAGGAGUGGAGAAGCUGAGCAGCCUUCCCGAGCUGCAUUCCGCAUCCUGCACCAGCUCCCUCUGCCUCGGCCACCUCUGCCUCUCCUGCACGAUUCAAGCCUUUUCCUUUGCAAGCUCGACUCCUGCCCAUCCUUGUCGAUAAAUGAGGGAGCAUAAUGCUGAACAGCAUUACCGAUGGGCUCCUGUGCUGCCUGAUGGGCAAGACAACCAACGCCGUGGGGCCGCUGGACAGCGUUGAGUCCAGCAAUGGCUACAGCUUCAUGGAGGUGAAACCGGGGAGGAUCCUGCGGGUGAGGCACAGCGCACCCCCCCGCUCGGGCCCGGAGGGCGCUGAGGAGCCGCAGCACCCGCGGGGUACAGUGCACUGCAAGCGCAGGAUCACCGUGUACCGCAACGGGCAGCUGGUGAUCGAGAACCUGGGCGAUGCCGUGCGCUCCGAGAUCCUGCACUGCCACAGCGGCUCCGGGGAGCCCAGCAGCACCGUGGAGCUGGAGCUGUCGGAUGCGACCGGGCCAGGUCCCACGCAGGGUCCUGCCAGCACCCCGGGAUGUGCCACGAGGGAAGCAGCCGCCGCCACCGGGAAGCGGAGGAAGCGGAAGCCCAAGAAAGUCAUCACCAUCGACUGCAAGAAGCAGAUCACGAGCUGCAAAGGGACCCACAGCGACGUGGUUCUGUUCUUCAUCCACGGCGUGGGGGGCUCGCUGGACAUCUGGAAGGAGCAGCUGGACUUCUUUGCCAAGCUGGGCUAUGAAGUGGUGGCUCCGGACCUGGCCGGCCACGGCUGCAGCUCCGCACCCCAGAUUGCCGCGGCGUACACCUUCUAUGCGCUGGCCGAGGACAUGAGGGCCGUGUUCAAGCGCUAUGCCAAGAAGAGGAACAUCUUGAUAGGACACUCAUAUGGGGUGUCCUUCUGCACCUUCCUUGCCCACGAGUACCCAGACCUGGUCCAUAAGGUGAUCAUGAUCAACGGAGGAGGCCCAACAGCACUGGAGCCCAGUCUCUGCUCCAUCUUCAACAUGCCCACCUGCGUGCUGCACUGCCUGUCCCCAUGCCUGGCCUGGAGCUUCCUCAAGGCUGGCUUUGCUCGCCAGGGUGCGAAAGAGAAGCAGCUGCUGAAGGAAGGCAAUGCCUUCAACGUGUCCUCCUUCGUGCUGCGCGCCAUGAUGAGCGGGCAGUACUGGCCCGAGGGGGACGAGGUUUACCACGCAGAGCUGGCUGUGCCUGUGCUCCUGGUCCAUGGCAUGCAUGACAAGUUUGUCCCCGUGGAGGAGGACCAGCGAAUGGCUGAGAUCCUGCUCAUUGCCUUCCUGAAGGUGAUCGACGAGGGCAGCCACAUGGUGAUGAUGGAGUGUCCCGAGACAGUAAACACGCUGCUCCACGAGUUCGUCCUGUGGGAGCCCGAGACAUCAGCAGGGGACGGGCAAGGGGAGAAGAAAUAAAGCAGCAGGACGUGGUGACCGGGCUGCUCCCAUGGGAGAGAUGUUUCGGAGCGAGCGGAGGCCCUCGCCGGGAGCUCAGCCCCUUUUCUUUCCCGGCCAUGGCGGAGGCUGGUGGUGGAGCACGGAGGCUCCCCUGGGCACAGGGCCGGCAGCAGGAUCACGGCAAGACCUGGUCCCCAUCCCUCUGGGGACAGCACGGCAGCCGCUGGAGCGACUUCAUCCUCUUACUUUGUAGUAUUCUUUUCCCCCGGGGACAGAGAGGAGGCAGCUGUGGGGAGGCUGCUCCCACUGCAGCGAAACGGGAAGAACUGGGAACGUUCCUCCAGGGAAAGGGCAUCAGCUCCGGCUGCAGGAGCUGAGCUGGGAUUGCUUUGAGGGGAAGCCAGAAGCUCCUUGGCCUUCAGGGGCUUAUUGCUAUAGU
Neopsephotus bourkii (Bourke's parrot) is the source of this 2297-nucleotide messenger RNA. It is a transcript of the gene ABHD8, whose product is annotated as abhydrolase domain containing 8. The record is from RefSeq and is a predicted model, not a curated record. The coding region runs from base 593 to 1876 and encodes 427 amino acids. Lineage: Eukaryota; Metazoa; Chordata; Aves; Psittaciformes; Psittacidae. Gene Ontology annotation, molecular function: catalytic activity. The transcript is spliced from 5 exons.